Molecule: messenger RNA, 978 nt
Organism: Trichomonas vaginalis G3
Lineage: Eukaryota; Parabasalia; Trichomonadida; Trichomonadidae
Product: Prim-pol domain family
Exons: 1
Coding region: 1-978 (325 amino acids)
Source: RefSeq, a predicted model, not a curated record
AUGACAGCAACAAACAACAACAGCAACUUUAUCAUUUCUGAUGAAAAAGUUAUUGAUUCAUUAGCUGAGGAAUUAGUUGUGGCAGAAACUAAAACCCUCAACGAAAGAAUUGGUGAAAACAAGAUUGAUUUACGUAAACCUAAACACGAUGGAGGAAGAGGAAGGAAAACUGGUAUGGCUUUAUUAGUAAAUAAAAUUCAAAAUUUAACUAUUAUAGAUGUUGAUAUCAAUAAAUCAUACAAUGAUGAACUUAAAGAAACAGUUAGAAAAGAUAUUUUAUCAAAACUUUCGGAUAAAGACGUUAUAGUUAAAACCGCUUCAGGAGGUCUUCACAUUUAUUGCAACACUAAUUUCUUCUAUACAGUUUCGAACAGAAUGAUUAAAUGCUAUUCCUGCAAUGAUUAUGAUAUCGAUAUCAUGACUUCAAUGGAUGAUUCAAAGCGUUCAUUAGUGAUUAUGGCUGAUUCAAGAGUUCGCAAGAAUGCAACAGAACCAAUCAAUACAUACUCAUUCAUUCGUGGAAGUUAUGAUUCAACAUUAACUAGAACAGUGAAUGAUAUAUUAAAUGAUUUGAAUAUUAAGGUAAGAGUUGAACAAAAGAAUGAAGAAAUAAAGACUAUCAUGAAUGAAAACAAAGAUGUAAACAUUGACGAUAAACUUGCCCAGAGCAUAGUCGAUGGUAUUAGUGAUUUUGAAGUACAUAAUGACGGUGGAAACAUGAAUUUAGAAAAAGAAAUAACAUUAUUUACACUGUUUCAAGCUAUUAAUUCAUUACCUGAUCAUUUAAUUAAUGAAGCCUACGAUAACGUUUAUAACUUCUGCAGUUUAACAGAAAAUGCUAAAAGUAAUUUUGAAAAAGCACGUAGUAGAUAUGCACAUUUAAUGACUUCUCCAUUUGUUUUAGUGAAGAUUCUAAAACUUUAUCAAAAGGAAUAUUAUGAUGAAUACGUUUUACCUUAUUACGUAAGCCAAAAAUAA